Messenger RNA from Thalassophryne amazonica, 1141 nucleotides. RefSeq names its product neural Wiskott-Aldrich syndrome protein-like. The record is from RefSeq and is a predicted model, not a curated record. Gene Ontology annotation, biological process: actin filament organization. The coding region runs from base 32 to 943 and encodes 303 amino acids. The transcript has 2 exons. Lineage: Eukaryota; Metazoa; Chordata; Actinopteri; Batrachoidiformes; Batrachoididae.
UCUGAAAUUUAUCAGCAGCAGAUGAUUAACAAUGUGGCUUGGGCUCUCUAUUUCAAACCAGAGGAGAAAUAAAAACCACCCGUCACUGCGUCGCUUGGGAUUUGUUAAACACUUGCUCAUUCUGAGGUGGGCUGAAAGGAUGGACUCCCUGCUGGUCACCCUGAAGAACAUCCACUUGUUCAGAUUCAUGGCCAGAAAAUGGCAAAGGUCACUCUCAAAGAAGAUUCUGACCAAAACCGACAUCGGGUCACCGUACAACUUCAGACACCUCAUCCACGUGGAGGAGCCAGAGAUCAAGAUCGAUCUGAACAAACUGGACCCAAAGCUGGAGAAGGUGUUCAACAUGUUUGGACUCUCUGAGGCGACACUGAAGGACAAAGAGGCACGCAGGAUCAUCUAUGAUUUCUGUUAUCUGGGACUUUAUGAGACCGUGAGGAGUGAACUGAACCGGGGGUCAAACUGCCGCCGUUCAGAAUCCAGCUCAGCUCUCGAACCUCGAGACCGCUGUAGACCUCCUCCUCCUCCUGCUGGCUCCUCCGUCCCUCCUUGUGUCAUGCGUGCCCCCUCGCUCUCACCUCCUUGCCUCUUGUUUCCUCCUCUUGCUCCUCCACCCAUCUUGCUUGCACCCUACAUCCCACCUCUUCGCUGCAUGCCCCAACGUUUUCUUCCCUCCACCAUCCUUGGCUCCUUCCGUGCACUCGAUCUCCCACCUUUUCGCCCCUUGUGCCCCCCUCCUCUCCCCCCACCUCCUCAGGACGUCCUGCCACCUGAGACCAGCAGCCUUCCCACACCAGCCCCUCCCAAGAGCAUCCUUAGAUCACUGUUGGAAAAGAUGCAGCAGAAGUACAAAGACACUGAAGAAUACAGGGAUAAAUUCAAGUGGAACAUUUUUGCUUACAUGGGGAGGUUUUUGGUGAAUUUCAUUGAUUCAUUUAUUACCUAAACUCACUUAGUUCAUGUCAAGGUCACGGGGGGGCUGGAGCAGUUCCCAGCAGUCACUGUGUGAGAGGUGAGUUAUACACUGGACACGCUGGAUUUUGGUUAAUUUGAAAAUCAUGUUGAUGGUGUUGAUGCUCAUGAAUGUUAUUGUAAAAAGUAGUAAUUUGGCGUUUGGCUGUUACAUAUUAAAUGUUUUAAUGUU